CUUCCGGGUUCCUAUCGUGACUUCCGGUUGUCAGAAUUUUCCCCAGACGCGGCUGCCCGGCAGGGAAAACCGUGCGGCCUUAGGUCGCAGUGGCCCCAGUGGCGGUAGCCUCCGGGUGGGCUCCACUCAUUCUGCCCCGGCUGUGAUGCAUCCGCGGCGUCCAGACGGAUUCGAUGGCUUGGGUUACCGAGGUGGUGCCCGGGACGACCAGGGCUUUGGUGUGGCUUUCCCUGCAAGGUCCUUCAGCUCCGGGUCGGAUCUGGGCCACUGGGUGACGACUCCCCCAGACAUCCCGGGCAGUCGCAACCUGCACUGGGGUGAGAAGAGUCCGCCCUAUGGCGUGCCCUCCACCUCCACUCCGUACGAGGGUCCGGCCGAGGAACCCUUUCCGGCCGGCGGCGGUGGCGGCGGCGGCGUUCAGGGGCAGAGCAGUGAACAGUUGAGUAGAUUUGCUGGAUUUGGUAUUGGACUUGCAAGUCUCUUUACAGAAAAUGUACUGGCCCAUCCUUGCAUUGUUCUACGCCGCCAAUGCCAGGUUAAUUACCAUGCUCGGAAUUACCAUCUCACUCCAUUUACAGUCAUCAAUAUUAUGUACAGCUUCAACAAAACUCAGGGACCAAGAGCCCUAUGGAAAGGAAUGGGAAGUACAUUCAUUGUCCAAGGAGUAACACUUGGAGCAGAAGGCAUCAUUAGUGAAUUCACACCUUUGCCAAGGGAGAUUUCACACAAAUGGAAUCCUAAACAAAUAGGUGAACAUCUUCUACUGAAAGCCCUAACUUAUAUUGUGGCAAUGCCUUUUUAUUCAGCAAGUCUAAUUGAAACAGUACAGAGUGAGAUAAUUCGCGACAAUGCUGGCAUUUUGGAGUGUGUUAAAGAAGGAAUCGGAAGAGUGAUAGGCUUAGGAGUACCUCACAGCAAACGACUCCUUCCCCUUCUUUCCCUGGUCUUCCCUACAGUGCUGCAUGGAGUUCUUCACUACAUCAUCAGCUCAAUCAUUCAGAAGUUUGUCCUACUAAUUCUAAAGAGAAAGACUUAUAAUAGCCACCUAGCUGAGAGCAGUAGCCCUGUGCAGAGUAUGUUGGAUGCUUAUUUUCCAGAACUUAUUGCUAACUUUGCUGCCAGUCUUUGCUCUGAUGUUAUACUCUUCCCAUUGGAAACAGUUUUACACCGCCUUCACAUUCAAGGAACACGCACAAUAAUUGACAAUACAGACCUUGGCUAUGAAGUGCUUCCAAUUAAUACACAGUAUGAGGGGAUGAGAGACUGUAUCAAUACCAUAAAGCAAGAGGAAGGAAUGCUUGGUUUUUAUAAAGGAUUUGGUGCUGUUAUAGUACAGUACAUACUGCAUGCUGCUGUCUUACAGAUUACCAAAGUUAUUUACUCUACACUUCUUCAAAAUAGCAUUUGAAAUUUAGGUUCUAUCACUGAUGAGUCCAGAAGAUGUAAUCUGGAUAAUUUGCUAUGAAAUUAUGAAGGAUUAAAAUGAAAUACUGGGAGAAAAAUGGUCUAGAAAGUGAAACUGGUAGAAAAGGUCUGUGCUGAUUAUAUUGACUUCUUUUUUUUUUAAUUUGUUUCAAGUUUAGAAGCUCAAUAGAACUAGGCUUGUAAAGGAAUAAAUUUUUAGCUAGUGUAGCCCUCAUGCUGAAGUAAAAAACGAUACUAAGGGGAAGCAGACAUGUGUCAUUAAUAUAAGAUGAAGUUUCAUUGAACUGAAUCUGUUCUGUCUGAAGUUAGUAUUUGUUACAGUUAUUUCAUCUUCCAGAUUGGUAUUGGCAUAUUAUCCUUAAUGCAGUAGAAUAUCACUGUAUCAGUGAGAUUUUACCUUUAAGCAAAUAAAUUGUGUCAUUCUUGAAAAAGACUAAGCAUUAAAUUUGGCCACCUAUAAGUAGACCUUGAGAGGUUUUAUAUUGCACCAUGUCUUGAACUAUUUUAGUGGUUGUAUUAUUUAAAUCCAUUUAUGUAUACACAUAUAGCGUGGGAUUUCCUUUAUCCUAAAAAUUCUCUACUUAAAAGUCUGUUGCGUAAAAUGAAAUCAUACACUUUUUGCUUGAACACCUGGGUAAAACAUCAAAAAGUCAAGGCACCCAAAAGAUUUAGUCAAUUAUAGCAUCUUUUCCCACAUCUAAACUCAGUACUUCAGUGCCAGCCACUUAAAAUUUAUUCUGCACUUUUAAAGUGUAGUUUGCUUAGUUAGCUAUAUGAGUUGUCAGCCUAUUCUUAGAGCCAUCCUUAGGAAAGAAUGUAAAAUAAUCAUGCAGCUAUUGCUGUUUCCACAUUUAUAAAUUGUGUACUUAAACCUUGUUUGCCUUUCACUUCUGAGUGACUUAGCUUUAAAAAAAACAAAAUUCAGCUGGAUAUUUGUGUCUUUUCCUAGCACAUAGUCAUCAUUAAGUAACAUCUUUGUCUUUUUCCCUCUGUUUUUGCUUAAAGUGUCAUUUCCCACAGUAGAAAUACUUGAAGAGAAAAGCAAAUUCUUAUUAUUUUUUAUUGAAAUACAUUUUUAAUGCUGAAGAAAAAAUAGUACAUGCAUCUUGUAUAGUUGGGAUAGAGUAUGGAGGAACAUUUUAACAAAUUAAAAAAAAAGUUAAUCCCUUAAUAAAAAAAGAAAAUUGUCUCUAAAUUUAAUUUGGUGAGUUAUACUCUAUAUAGUAAAGUGAUACACAUUAGACUUCUCCAUUAGUAAAUAUUUUAAAGUUUCAUCCUUCAUGAGAAUGAUCAGUUUUACCAUGAACCAUUAGCACUGAAAUGCAGUGACUUUGCACGGAUGUUUUCCAGCACAGAAUGCAUACGCACUGAAAUUCAUGCUACUUGUUGAAUGUCAUCGAGAUGGUUAUUUUUGUGAUUAAUAGUGUUGGAACAAAGAAAUUAUAUGAGAAAAAUUGUAGAAACAUCAUAAAAAUAGUUGUGUUUACUGUGGUAUGUUUUUACUGUAACGCAUCAUUUUCCAUUUUUAAAUUUAAAUUCUCAGAGGGAAAAAAUCACAUUGAGAUUGGUCACAUUAUAUAUUCAGGGCUAGUAUUUCAGUUUAUGGUUUACUUUUAAUGUUUUUGAACUGCCGGAUAAUUCUUAGAUGGUUAUAAUAUAUUCAUCAUUUUACUCCUCCCCUUUUUCAGUAAUCACAGAGGUUUUGGAAAGAAACACGAAAAUUUUUAAGUUUUGUAAAAUUUCUAGAACAGAAUCUGAGUGGAAUCAAGUAUUUACAGGAGAAAAAUAUGUGAAACUCUUCAUUGAUCUAAAUAUUAAAUUUUUCAGCAUUUGUUGAAAGCAUGAGUAUAAACUUACAUAAAUGUGUUUAUAGAAUCAUAAGACAGGCUGACUCACACACAAUUUUGUUAAGUUGGUCUAAUUUUCUCUUUAGAGAGAACACAAAUUAACAUGAAAACCAAAAUUGAAAAUGGUAAAAUAUGAAUACUUCUAUUGCUUUUUGAAACAAAUUGAAAUACAGUUUUUGAAAAUAAAGCACUUAAAUUUUAGCACUUAAAUAUUUUUCAGUGAAUUUAAAAAAUAAUAUAUAGUUAUCAGGUACUCUUUCUUUAAAAUCACUAUUUUUCUUUAAUUUUGGUGCCAAAAUCUAAUACCCAUAUUAAGGUGUUAGUGUAUUCUUAAAUUCAGUAUGAUUCGUAAAGUUGCUGUGAUUCUGUUUAUUGGUUUAUAGAUCUACAGAUCUUAUUGCAACCCAAAUUUUGGCCAUGGUGCUUAUGACAUGCUUGUCUUACAUUAUAGGGUUUCUUACUAGGAGUAAAAUUCUCUGAAAGUGAUUAAAUUAAAACUGAUAAAGUUUAACCUACUUAAAUUUAUGAAUCAAGCUGUUAAAUUGCAUAUAUACUUUCCUAGAGUGCCCUUCUCUAUUUUAUAGACUUUUGAUGCCUAAAUUAGUAUGAUAUUUAUUUAACCUUCCAAACACCCAGCAUUAGAUAAUACAUUUAAAGUGAUCUAAUUUAGAAAGGGUUGUAGAUCAGAGUUUUUUAUAACUUAGGCACUGCCUCGUUAUGAAACUGGAAAGGUAAAAAAUUGUGUUCACUUAUGCAGCUACGCCUCAUUACAACUCUACAGCACUGGCUUUGUUUCAGCUGCUCAGAGCAUUCACUGUAUUUGUUGGGGCACAAAUGUUUCAAUAUUUCUGUCCACAUAUUCAUGUAUCUGUUUUGAUCUUUUGUGAACUGAGAUUAUGGAGCUAUUUUUUUUUUUUCAGUUUGCUCAUAGACCUUGAGGAACAGAAAAGAUUAUUCUGCCAGCUCUUGAGAAGAUUCAGGUUUUGUAUUAUUUUGAAAAAGUAUAUAAGCAAAAAAAAAAAAAAAAAAAAAAAUUCCCUUAGUAACUUCAUGUUGCACUAGAAUUGUGUAAUACUGAAUUUGUCUGUCCCUCCCUCUCUUCUGGUUUUCCAUCCGUCUCUCUGUCUAAUGUGUAAUGUCUUACUUUUUGAGUCACUGAGUAUCAUUACAAUGUACCAAAUUGUAUAGCAGAGAAACAAAAAUGUAUGAUUUAACAGUGAAUCUUAUUUGAUAUUACCUGAGCUGUUUUAUCAGAUGUCUUUUUUUUUUUAAGUUGUUUUUGUCUCAUUGGGAUUUUAAUGUUUGGGGCAGUAAUUUGUGUAAUAUGAAAAGUUCAAUAAAAUGUUGAAUAACA
Messenger RNA from Cavia porcellus (domestic guinea pig), 4626 nucleotides. It is a transcript of the gene Slc25a46, whose product is annotated as solute carrier family 25 member 46. The transcript is spliced from 8 exons. The record is from RefSeq and is a predicted model, not a curated record. Gene Ontology annotation, biological process: mitochondrial fission; axon development; mitochondrial membrane fission. Gene Ontology annotation, cellular component: mitochondrial outer membrane. NCBI's taxonomy places the organism in Eukaryota, Metazoa, Chordata, Mammalia, Rodentia, Caviidae. Bases 146 to 1408 code for a protein of 420 amino acids.